Molecule: messenger RNA, 1258 nt
Organism: Helianthus annuus (common sunflower)
Lineage: Eukaryota; Viridiplantae; Streptophyta; Magnoliopsida; Asterales; Asteraceae
Product: probable WRKY transcription factor 48
Exons: 3
Coding region: 128-1141 (337 amino acids)
Biological process (GO): regulation of DNA-templated transcription
Molecular function (GO): sequence-specific DNA binding; DNA-binding transcription factor activity
Source: RefSeq, a predicted model, not a curated record
UAUUACAACUAUCCAAAAGGGCCUCUUCACACUAUACUCAAAACCUCUCUCUCUCUCUCUCUCUCUCUCUUCAUCUCUCUCUAUAUUACAACUAUCCAAAUGAAGAAUCUAUGCCUUUGAUCAGUCGAUGGAAAAGAAACCGGAUCAUUCAAAGAGUAACUCAGACAAUUCAAACAUAAUGACAAGCACAACAUUUUCUGAUCAGAUUCCGGCAGUCUAUAGUGGUGUUGGUGGUGGUUUUUUCGAUAUGCCUCAAGGGUGCUUAGACAUGUUAAAUUAUCAGGACGACGGUGGCUCGUCUCUCUUCGAUUUGUUUCAACAACCGGACUUGGUACCCGAACAAAAACGUCAUCUUCUACCACCUGUUUCCACCGUGCCGGAGACGGCUGAGAUGGUGAAUACACCCACGCAAAACUCUUCUUCCAUUUCAUGGUCUUCAAACGAUGCAGCCAAUAUUGUUGAUCAGGAGAAUAAAAGCAGAUCUGUUCAAGAAGAAGAUGAUCUUCAUGAUGGUGAUGAUGAUCAAGAAAAAAGUACUACUAACAAACACUUAAAACCCAAAAAGAAGAACCCAAAAAGGCAAAGGGAACCAAGAUUUGCAUUCAUGACAAAGACUAAUAUUGAUCACUUGGAUGAUGGUUAUAGAUGGAGAAAGUACGGUCAGAAAGCUGUGAAAAACAGCCCUUUCCCUAGGAGUUACCAUAGGUGCACAAGUGUGGCUUGUGGAGUGAAGAAGCGAGUCGAAAGAUCAUCCGAUGAUCCAUCCAUCGUGAUCACAACUUAUGAAGGUACCCACACUCACCCGUAUCCGAUGACACCUCGAGGAAACAUCGAGAUCUUGUCAGAAACCACCAAUCAUGGUGGUGGUGUUUCUUCUUUUCGUUUUACACAACCUCACUACCAACACCGACAACCACAACCACAACUACUACCCUAUUUCCAAAACCAAACAAUACAAUCAUCUUCUCUAGGCUUUAACACCACUAAUGCUAGUGCCCAUCCAUCAUCAUACUCCCAUCCACUUCAUGAAAGACGAUUUUGCCCUUCAUCUUCUUCUACAUUGCUUAGAGAUCAUGGACUGCUUGAGGAUGUCAUCCAAUUCCAGUUUCAGAAUGAUAAGCCCAAAGAAGAACAGAAUUAAGGUGGUGUACCAUAUAAAUUAAGUACUUUUGAGCAAUCUUUAUUAUCUUAUGUACUAACAAUGUUCGAUGAUAAUUUUUUCACGUGUUAAUUGCCUAUUUUUAGGUAAUUAGAAACA